Rhipicephalus sanguineus (brown dog tick) is the source of this 2774-nucleotide messenger RNA. RefSeq lists its product as uncharacterized. Bases 765 to 2774 code for a protein of 669 amino acids. The record is from RefSeq and is a predicted model, not a curated record. Lineage: Eukaryota; Metazoa; Arthropoda; Arachnida; Ixodida; Ixodidae. The transcript is spliced from 4 exons.
UCGUACGGCAGCGAUCAUUUACCUGCAAUCAUCAAACUGCCAUCGUCACUACCCACCAUCACCUCUAAACCACGCCGCUGGCUAAUCCAUCUUGCGAACUGGGCACUAUUUUUAGAAAACGCGAAACUAGAGGACAUCAUCUCGCCAGAUAUUACGAUCGAUGACAUUAAUGACAAAAUCACGGAAAUUUUAAUUGCAGCCGCAGAAAAGUCAAUACCACGAUCGUCAACUCAUGUCCGAAAAACGAGAAAUGUCUGGUGGACAAAAGAAUGCACUGAAGCAAAGAAACUGCAAAAUAAAGCUUGGGGCGUCUUGAGGAGGUACCCCACAUAUAGCAACCUCGUAAACUUCAAGCAGGCUAAAGCGAAAGCGCGCUAUAUCCGUAGGCAGGCCGAAAAAACAUCAUGGCGCGAUUACAUAACUUCUAUAAAUAGUACUGUCUCGUCUAAACGAUUGUGGGACCAGUUGAGAAAAUUCAGAGGAGACUACUCAGCCUACACUAUACCAAUUCUCACAAGCCCAGACAUCCAGACAACAACACAAGAACAAGCCGACAUAUUAGGGGAGCACUUCUACAACAUUUCCAGUUCAGCCAACUACACUGAUACUUUCCUCAAACACAAAGAAACCGCAGAGAAGCAGAAACUACCGCUCACAGGUGCUUCACACGAAGCUUACAACCAACCCCUAACACUACAGGAACUAAACAUUGCACUCUCACAUGGUAAAAAAACGGCAUAGGCCCCGACAACAUACACUACUCUAUGCUGGCACAUCUGUCCGAAUCAUCGACAAAAGUUUUACUUACAUUUUUCAACAUGGUAUGGCAAUCCGGGUCUAUGCCAGAACAAUGGAAAACUGCCAUAGUAGUCCCAUUUCUGAAAGCCGGUAAACCCCCAACAUCCCCGAGCAGCUACAGACCAAUUGCUCUUACCAGUUGCCUCGCGAAAACUUACGAAAGUGUUAUCAAUUGCAGACUGUCUUUUAUCCUCUAUUCAAGAAAUUUGAUUGAUAAUCAUCAAUGCGGAUACAGAAAAGGUUGCUCAACCACUGACCAUCUUGUUCGUCUUGAGCAUGAAAUACGAGAAGCAUUUCGCUACAAACAGUACUGUCUCGCGGUUUUUUUCGAUCUAGAGAAGGCCUACGAUACCACGUGGCGACACGGAAUUCUGCAAGACCUCGCUAAUCUAGGCAUUCGAGGCAAAAUGCUAAAGUGUUUGUCCGACUUCAUGACUAACAGAACAUUUCAGGUGCGGUUGGGCACUGUGCUUUCACGCACGUUUGUCCAGGAAAAUGGCGUACCACAAGGCUGUAUCCUUAGCACUACCUUGUUCAUAGUAAAAAUGAAUUCAAUCAAUAAGAUCAUACCACCCACAAUAAUGCACUCUCUAUAUGUUGAUGAUCUGCAAAUCGCUUCUCGUGCCUCUAACCUAUCAACCUGUGAGAGGCAACUUCAAAUUACCAUAAACAAACUAACACAUUGGGCCGACAGAAAUGGUUUCCGUUUUUCCACACAAAAGACUGUUGCUGUGAUGUUUACACUAAAAAGAGGAUUAUUCCCAGACCCAGUUCUUACAUUAAACAACAUGGCGAUGAUGAUAAAACACGAACAAAAAUUUUUAGGUGUGACAUUCGACAGUAAACUGAAUUUUCUUGCUCAUAUUAAUGCACUUAAAAUAAAGGCAAAUAAAGCGCUUAACAUACUAAAGGUUUUGUCCCAUAAGCAUUGGGGCUCUGAUAGAUUAUGCCUCCUGAAGGUUUAUCGUUCUGUUCUUCGUCGAAGCCGUCGACUCGCCGGCCUCCCGCCAUCUGACGAGAUUGUCUCCGACAUGCCCCAAGAAGGAGAUGCUCCCAGGGCAGCACCUUGCGGUCCGUUGCAGUACUACCGAGUCCCACCGCCCUUCAGAGGAAAGGCGGGUGAAGACGUCGACGCGUGGCUCAUCCAGUACAAGCGAGUGAGCAAGUCCAAUGGAUGGGACACAGCCGCUCAGCUCACCAACGUGGUCUUCUCCCUGACCGACACCGCACUCGUGUGGUACGAAAACCACGAGGACGCGCUUACAACGUGGGAUCUUUUCGUUGAGGAGCUGCAGGCGUGUUUCGGGGACUCUGUCGCAAAAAAGAAGCGUGCUGAGCAGACGUUAUCGCAAAGAGCGCAGCUGCCAGGUGAGACGUGCACGACAUAUAUCGAAGAAGUAUUAAGGCUGUGCAAGGUAGUCAGCGCUAAUAUGUCGGAGGAAGAUAAAGUCGGGCAUUUGCUAAAAGGAGUGGCUGAGGACGUCUACACUUUUCUAAUCGGAAAGGAUACCCUCAGUUCUGUGUCCGACUUCAUUCGGCACUGCAGAACUUUUGAAACGUUGAAGAUGCGUCGGAUCACGCCAAAGUUUGGUCGGCUGGCUAACGUGACGACUGUUGCCAGUGUAGACACGAGCCCUUGCCUCGACAUUUCCUCGACCAUUCGACAGAUUGUCCGCGAGGAACUCUCCCGCCAAGAAAUGCUGCGUUCAACUGCCGACCAUCAUGAGAUGUACACGCCACGUGACGCUAUGACUGCGCCUCUUUCGGCCCCCUGGCAACCGACGAUUAGCGCAGCGGCUGUAGAGUACAGCCCAGCCCCACAGUCAAGGCGGACGCACUGGCUUAUGGACCGUAAACUGUUCUUCAGAGCCCGUGAUGUUACCAGAUGGUUUGAAAUUGGCCUGGGUCAGCAGAGACCGGGUCAGCAGAGACCACGCGCCCUUAUCGGUGGCCGAACUAACAGAUGUGCCGGAUGA